Bufo bufo (common toad) is the source of this 342-nucleotide messenger RNA. RefSeq names its product protein S100-A2-like. Lineage: Eukaryota; Metazoa; Chordata; Amphibia; Anura; Bufonidae. Gene Ontology annotation, molecular function: calcium ion binding; transition metal ion binding. Gene Ontology annotation, biological process: endothelial cell migration. The transcript has 2 exons. The record is from RefSeq and is a predicted model, not a curated record. Bases 1 to 267 code for a protein of 88 amino acids. Gene Ontology annotation, cellular component: extracellular exosome; cytoplasm.
AUGGCUCUCCAAGGUGUGAUGAUCACCAUGAUGAAAACUUUUGAUAGUUAUGCAAAGGGCGAUGGAGACAGCAGCACCCUGAGCAAGAGUGAGCUCAUCAACCUGGUCCAAAAAGAGUUCCCAGCUCUGUGUGAAAGUCAAAAGAAGGAUGAAAUUCUCAAAGGAAUUUUUGGACAGAUGGACAUGGACGGUGACGGCAAGGUCGAUUUCAAGGAAUACGUCACGUUUCUGGCCUGUGUAACCAUAUGCUUAAAGAAAAGCCUCUAAAUGCGGAGGGCAACGAGCGGGAGAGAUGAUGUGUUAUCAUUGUAAUAUCUGUCAAUAAAAUGUUUAGACUCGUUA